ACUUGCCACAGUUUGCUUCUUGUUGGGAACCCUACUAAUUCAGAUAUUACAAACCUUUGCUGAUUUUAUUUAGGUCUGAAUUUGUUGGCUAUGGUUUAUUAUUAAAAAUGGCUUCUCUCGUCAAAUUCUGUAAAAUUCCGAACAAGUUACUACCGAAAAAUGGUGUUUACAUGUACAAUAUAGUAAGAAACAAUAUGAUCAGAGACUUUAAACCGGGACCAUAUCCAAGAACGGAAGAAGAGAAGGCAAAGGCAGCAGAAAAAUAUGGGCUCUCCCGGGAAGAUUACAAACCAAUUCCUGAUGAUGAUGGAUGGGGUUUGGGAGAUUACCCUGACCUUCCUCGUGUUGGCGCGGAAUCCAAAGAUAAUUUUUACCCAUGGGAUUAUCCUAAUCUAAAGAGGAAUUUUAACGAACCGCUCCACAUUGAGUUCAAUAUAAUCUCAGAAGACCGGUGGAAUCCAACCGCUAACCUACGAUACCCCAUGUAUGUCUAUUGGCUUACAUUUUUAGGGAUUAUAGGUGGAUUUGCCACUCUGUACUGUAUAUUUGACAACUACAAAGUAGUUCAACCGAGGAUGCCAAAACAGUACCCUAAGGAUGGUAUGCCACACUACACGUUCGAACCUCUACACUAAAGAUAUUCACUAGCAGGUCAAACAAUGAUGUAGACGAAACGUAAUAAAAAUAUACAACAUUAA
Molecule: messenger RNA, 698 nt
Organism: Athalia rosae (coleseed sawfly)
Lineage: Eukaryota; Metazoa; Arthropoda; Insecta; Hymenoptera; Athaliidae
Gene: ND-ASHI
Product: NADH dehydrogenase [ubiquinone] 1 beta subcomplex subunit 8, mitochondrial
Exons: 4
Coding region: 108-635 (175 amino acids)
Cellular component (GO): mitochondrion
Source: RefSeq, a predicted model, not a curated record